AUGGAUAAUGCAAACUUGUGGACUCGCAGAGCUAACUCCGCCAAAUUGUCUCUGUCUAUGACGGGAACUGACGGAAAGGACGGUGGCGCAAGAGUUGACCUCCCCCGCGGUCAUACAACGAAGCGUUUCGGUCCAGAUAGCUCGCACGGUGGCCGAUCGAAUCCCUUCAACGCAUUAUCCCCCAUCUCGGGUGGCGUGUCCUCCCCGUCGACGAACGCUUCCUCCGCAUUCGGUCUGGGUUCCGGUGCAUUCGCAUCCUUCGGUACCCCCAAGACGCCUGGGACCAGUGCCUCGGACCUGAAUUCUUCCAAAGCGCCUGGUGAAAAACGGGAGGCUGGUUCGGAGUUGGACUCGGUUGCGGAGAUCAAGACCAAGGCUCCUGUCUCUGGUCCCCGGGAUCAUGCCUUGAAGUCCACUUGGGUGAUCUGGUACCGUCCGCCGACCCCGAAAUAUUCGGACUAUGAGAAGUCCACUGUCCCGCUUGCAUCUAUAUCCUCGGUGGAGAGCUUCUGGUCGAUAUACUCCCAUCUCAAGCGCCCUUCUCUCCUCCCCACCGUGUCUGACUAUCACAUCUUCAAGAAAGGCAUUCGUCCUGUAUGGGAGGAUGAUGCCAACAAGAAGGGCGGAAAGUGGAUCGUCCGGUUGAAGAAGGGAGUGGCUGACCGGUAUUGGGAGGAUCUUCUGUUGGCCAUGGUCGGUGAUCAGUUCGCCGAGGCUGGGGAUGAAGUCUGUGGCGCCGUACUUAGUGUUCGGAGCGGCGAGGAUGUUUUGAGUGUCUGGACCCGGAUCGACGGAGGGCGCAACAUCAAGAUCAGGGAAACGAUCAAACGCCUGCUUGCCUUCCCGGCGGACACCAACAUCGUAUGGAAGAGCCACGAUGAUAGCAUUGCUCAGCGCUCCGCAAUCGACCAGGCCCGCCAGGAUAAGGCUUCCGGGAAUACCGGUCACCAUCACCACCUCGGAGGGGAUCGACGAAGAAAUAUGCCAAAUGACGACUCUAUUGGAGACAAGGGAAAAGGAACGGCGUCUUGA
Messenger RNA from Aspergillus clavatus NRRL 1, 1032 nucleotides. Its product is annotated as eukaryotic translation initiation factor 4E. Gene Ontology annotation, biological process: translational initiation. The record is from RefSeq and is a predicted model, not a curated record. Bases 1 to 1032 code for a protein of 343 amino acids. Gene Ontology annotation, cellular component: cytoplasm; eukaryotic translation initiation factor 4F complex. The transcript is spliced from 3 exons. Gene Ontology annotation, molecular function: translation initiation factor activity; RNA 7-methylguanosine cap binding. NCBI's taxonomy places the organism in Eukaryota, Fungi, Ascomycota, Eurotiomycetes, Eurotiales, Aspergillaceae.